This is a messenger RNA of Letharia lupina, 300 nucleotides long. RefSeq lists its product as uncharacterized. The record is from RefSeq and is a predicted model, not a curated record. The transcript has 2 exons. Lineage: Eukaryota; Fungi; Ascomycota; Lecanoromycetes; Lecanorales; Parmeliaceae. Bases 1 to 300 code for a protein of 99 amino acids.
AUGGACGGAUACUUGCUUUGUUGGCUUUGGAAGCGCUUCUUCCGGAAAUCUGGCGACGGCUCUGAUUCCGCAGAGAUGCAGAAGCCAGACUCAGACGUAAUUGAGGCUGCGAGAUUUGAGCUGCAAGAUCGAGUCGACAAGACUGAGAAGCAUUGUUCGAUCAGUGGUCUUUCUAGGUCAAAAAUUUUCCGGCACGAUCAAGACACGACCACGGUCACUGAACCACUGGAGAAACUACCGGAAAUUGUCCUUGUGGGUGUUGAUGAAUCGUCAAUUAGUCGUCAAUUGGUCGUCGAUUAG